Fundulus heteroclitus (mummichog) is the source of this 1793-nucleotide messenger RNA. Its product is annotated as rho-related GTP-binding protein RhoA-B. Gene Ontology annotation, biological process: stress fiber assembly; small GTPase-mediated signal transduction; cell migration. Gene Ontology annotation, cellular component: dendritic spine; cleavage furrow. Gene Ontology annotation, molecular function: GTP binding; GTPase activity. The transcript is spliced from 5 exons. NCBI's taxonomy places the organism in Eukaryota, Metazoa, Chordata, Actinopteri, Cyprinodontiformes, Fundulidae. The record is from RefSeq and is a predicted model, not a curated record. The coding region runs from base 116 to 697 and encodes 193 amino acids.
UGUCCCCACCCCCCAACUUCCCUCCUGGUAAUCCUCCAGCAGCAGCAGCAGACACCGAGGCUAACAAAGCGCUACUUUGACUUCAAUAGAACAGGUUUUCAACCAAUCACUACCGAUGGCAGCGAUUAGGAAAAAGCUGGUUAUUGUGGGAGAUGGAGCCUGUGGGAAGACCUGCCUGCUCAUUGUGUUCAGUAAGGACCAGUUUCCUGAAGUCUACGUGCCCACGGUGUUCGAGAACUACGUCGCUGACAUCGAAGUCGACAGCAAACAGGUUGAAUUAGCACUCUGGGACACAGCAGGUCAAGAGGACUAUGACCGACUCCGCCCACUCUCUUAUCCAGACACUGAUGUCAUUCUCAUGUGCUUCUCCAUCGACAGCCCAGACAGUCUUGAGAACAUCCCCGAGAAGUGGACCCCUGAGGUGAAACACUUCUGCCCCAACGUUCCCAUCAUACUGGUGGGGAAUAAAAAGGACUUGCGCAACGAUGAUCACACUCGGAGGGAGCUAGCCAAAAUGAAGCAGGAACCCGUGAAACCAGAGGACGGACGGGAUAUGGCCAACCGGAUCAGUGCCUUCGGAUACAUGGAGUGCUCCGCGAAAACAAAGGAUGGCGUGAGGGAAGUGUUCGAGAUGGCGACCAGGGCUGCACUACAGGCCAGGCGGGGAAAGAAGAGCAAUAAAUGCGUCGUACUGUAAACUGGGGCUCGAGGACUGCUUCCUGCAGGGGGGGGGGUAGGAGGAGGAGAAUUAGGUCAAGCCUAUCCCCCCCCCCAGAUAAACACACAAAGACUGUUCUCCCCCUGUUUUUACUAAAGCUGUAAUGCUUCUACUGUUUUGUCUUAAGCAAAGUUAGUCAGGUCAUCAGUAUUCAACUUUAAGGUUAUUAAAAAAAUACUUUUUUGUACUUUUAACAUGAGUAAAAAAAAUUUGCCAUAACGAAAGCUCCUUAAACACAUGUAAUUGUAAAGGUCAGCCCAGGGACCUGUCGUCAUACUUGCCAACUCCAGCUAAGUGCUUAAGCCCUGCCUGCUGAUCUGAGGAAUGUGUCCACAGCCAACUAGGGUGAAGUACCUGCUCACUGUGACCUGUCGUCCUUUAACUAGUCCAACAAACUGAUGCACACGUCGAGUCUAAACUCAGCAGUGUGCCUCCUAUUACUAAAAAAAAAACAACAAAAAAAAAACCUUGGUGCAUUGUGAUCACAUGCUCAUUAUUAUACUGGAAACUGGUUUUGCUAAAAGAAAAACAAAGUGUUUUGUGUAAUAAAUUACUUUGUAAGAAUCGUGAUAAUUUGCUUGACUUGAGAAACACUGAACGAGGACCAGAAAUGAAAUGAAAUGUAACGGCGGGUUUUGUUUUCUUUCUUUUUUUUCUCCUUUCUUGGGUUAAGACUUUCACUGUUGGCCAGUUUUAUUGUUUCUUUUCUUUUCAUGCUCAUUUUAAUGUUGGUCUGGGGGUCCUGGCUCAGCCACAGUGCAAGAGGUGCACACAGGAGACAUGGCGGGCUUCGCCGAUCAAUACAAGCCACUCCUUUUUAGCUUUUUUUUUUUUUUGUCUCGUCUAUGGAGCCUGACGCUUAGGCUAGGGACUAAUCUCUGUGGAAGCAACUUUUUGAUAAGCCCCAGAACUACUUAGUACAAAUAUAAAUUAUAUGUAACAAUCAUGGUGUUAACAGUUUGGGGAAAAAAAAUAAACUUGUCAGUGCUCCCUGGUGGACAAAUUAGCGCCUGAUGUUUCUGUUUUUAUCCUCCUUGCAGCCAGAGUUGGUGUGAAUAAAGCGCUCAGACUUGUA